This is a messenger RNA of Indicator indicator, 1053 nucleotides long. It is a transcript of the gene CENPU, whose product is annotated as centromere protein U. Lineage: Eukaryota; Metazoa; Chordata; Aves; Piciformes; Indicatoridae. Gene Ontology annotation, cellular component: nucleus. Bases 1 to 1053 code for a protein of 350 amino acids. The record is from RefSeq and is a predicted model, not a curated record. The transcript is spliced from 11 exons.
AUGUCCUCGAAGAAGGCAACGAAGAGAAGCCGUCCUGGAAAUAAAUUAAAGAAACAGACCACCAGCUCCCACCUUCGGAAAUUACCACCACUCGAGGAACCAGAUGUCUCAACGAUACCGAAGGUAGCAGAAGCAGGUCAACUUGAGGAACUUGGCGAUUCUUUUGAUCACCCAUUGCACAGUACUGCUGUAGAUGCUUAUGGAGAGGAGCGUUCAGACAGCGAGUCACUUGGUUGUGCUUCAGCACCGCCUAGGAAACAUGCAGAAAGAAGUGAAAAAAUGAGUCGCUCAAAAAUACCUGGUCGUGGUCAAAAGAAAAUCAACACACCUGGUCCUGAAGAUACACCCACUAAGGAGAAAGUGGUACAGAAAAAGGUGCAGAAAGCUCUGAACACUACUCAAGUUCAAGUCAAAAAGAAGAGAACUUCAGAGAACACAUCAGACCCUUCUGUGGAAAGUCGACUGUCUGUACAGGUUUGGUGUUCCAAAGAGCUGAAGAGAUCUUCUAGAGAUAUUACAGAACUGGAUGUUGUUCUCACUGAAUUUGAGAGAAUAGCAGCAAAUUACAAAGAAAGCAUAGAAUCAAGCAUUUGCAGAAAAGCUAUCGAUGACUUCUGCUCUGCUUUCAAGGACCAAAUCACUGAUCAUAUCAUGGAAGCCCAGGAAUUAAAGAAUGUAAAGAAAAAAAAUGCUAAGGUAAUAACAGAGAUCAAAAAGAAAGGACAGGAACUGUUCAAACUCAGAGAAGACUUAAUUGGAGCUGAACCACAACUGGUACAACUACAAAGAGAAUAUGCAGAGCUACAGGAAAGGCAAUCUUCCUUGAAGCAAGCAACUGAAUUACUUACUGAUUUGAAGGAGCUACGGCAUGACUGUUUGGAUUAUAGAGAAGCAAACCCAAAAGCAAAAGUGGUAUAUGGAACUUCCAGCCUCCCUGCUCUUCUGGUGGAGUCACGGAGAAUUCUAGGAGCAGAAAGACAUUUUCAGAAUAUUAAUAUGAAACUGGAAGAGGCUUUGGCUGUACAAAGAGGGAAGUUAUCAAAGAAACCUUAA